AUUUUCUUUCGUUUCAUUUCUCUCAUCAAAAAACUUGCUUCAAUUCUUCAUAUAUAUUAACAGUUUUCAAUUAUUCUUCUUCUUCAGAGGUUUCUAAUUAAUUGAGUUUGAAGAGAUCUGAGAUUUUUUUAAUGGCUGAGAUUUGUUGUGGUGUUGUUGGAGAAGGUGACACGCCUACUCCAAUGGAACCAAGCUCAAGGCCUUCAGCUCGCCGGAGCUUGGACAUGCUUCCCUUGAAAUUCAUGGCAAACAUGCCAAUUCCGCCACCGGAGGCCAGCCGGAAGAGGCAGAAGCUGGAUCUGUGUGUUUCUCCGCCGCCGGAGCGGGAGGUUGAGAACGCUGUUGAAACCUGCCAAGACAGAGUUGGUGGGCCCCAGGAGGAGGAAUCAGAGGGUUCUGUGAUUCCGGUGAGGUUGGAAGAUGAGGUGGUGGUUGUUGACGAGAGUCCCAAGUAUGGAGUCACCUCGGUUUGUGGGAGGAGGAGGGACAUGGAAGACGCAGUUUCAGUGCGUCCUUCGUUCUCAGAAGAGAAAGGGGUUCACUUCUUCGGUGUCUACGAUGGCCAUGGAUGCUCACAUGUGGCGACGAUGUGCAAGGAGAGGAUGCACGAGAUUGUGAAGGAAGAGAUUGCAGAAAAACCCGAAUCCAAAUUGGAUUGGAAAUCCACCAUGGAGCAGAGUUUCACUCGCAUGGACGAAGAGGUUCUCACCUGGACCCACAGCAACAACCAGAAAUCCACUUGCCGCUGCGAGCUCCAGACUCCUCACUGCGACGCCGUCGGCUCCACCGCAGUCGUCGCCGUCGUCACGCCGGAAAAGAUCAUAGUCUCUAACUGCGGCGACUCACGCGCCGUCCUUUGCCGUAACGGCGUCGCCAUCCCCCUUUCCUCCGAUCACAAGCCGGAUCGACCCGACGAGUUGAACCGGAUCGAAUCCGCGGGUGGGCGCGUGAUCUAUUGGGAUGGUCCUAGAGUGCUUGGGGUGUUGGCCAUGUCAAGAGCCAUAGGGGACAAUUAUUUGAAGCCGUACGUUAUUUCGGAACCCGAGGUGACGGUGAUGGAGCGGAGUGACGAGGAUGAGUGUUUGAUUUUGGCGAGUGAUGGGUUGUGGGACACGGUGCAAAAUGAGACUGCGUGCAGGGUGGUGCAGAUGUGUCUGAAGGCGGAGAAGCUGCCGUCGCCGCCGGGGUCUCCGGGGAGAGAUGUGGCGGCUGAUGGAUCGGACAAGGCGUGCUUUGAUGCGUCCAUUUUGCUGACGAAGUUGGCGAUGGCGAGGCAUAGUUCGGACAAUGUGAGCGUGGUGGUUGUUGAUUUGAGGAGGGAAAAACGUCCACAACAACAACAAUGAUUAAGGAUUAUUAAUUAAUGUAAUGGGAGCAUUAAAAAAUUACUAAUUCAUUAAUCAAUUGCCCUAAACCUAAGUAAUUGGGGACACCUACGUUUUGAAGGAUUUUAUCAUUGGGAAAAAGAUUGGGGAAAGUGGAGGAUGAUAGGCUAUUGAUGAUUCAUUCCAUGUGAUUGUAGUAGAGGUAGUGGAAAUUGUAACAGUUGGGAAUGGUCAACAAAUCAUAGGAAAUUUUUAGAGUAGUGAGGACAUUUGAUCUCAACCAAAUGCUUGAGGCAAUUUUCGUUGCCCAUAUAUUCUGUAAUUGGAUUUUGAUGUGAAUUGCCUGAAGUUGUAAAAUUAUCUGCAAAGGGUGCAUAUUCACAUUCA
Lotus japonicus is the source of this 1712-nucleotide messenger RNA. Its product is annotated as protein phosphatase 2C 37-like. Bases 132 to 1346 code for a protein of 404 amino acids. NCBI's taxonomy places the organism in Eukaryota, Viridiplantae, Streptophyta, Magnoliopsida, Fabales, Fabaceae. The record is from RefSeq and is a predicted model, not a curated record. The transcript is spliced from 4 exons. Gene Ontology annotation, cellular component: cytosol; nucleus. Gene Ontology annotation, molecular function: protein serine/threonine phosphatase activity; cation binding. Gene Ontology annotation, biological process: protein dephosphorylation.